Messenger RNA from Carassius gibelio (silver crucian carp), 3771 nucleotides. RefSeq names its product sialomucin core protein 24. The record is from RefSeq and is a predicted model, not a curated record. Gene Ontology annotation, cellular component: cytoplasmic vesicle. Lineage: Eukaryota; Metazoa; Chordata; Actinopteri; Cypriniformes; Cyprinidae. The coding region runs from base 111 to 590 and encodes 159 amino acids. The transcript has 6 exons.
AGAAAGCAGGAAGCGCAGCCACAUCCACACAACAGCAACGCUAAAGUGAGGUUGCAGACAGCUCGACCUGAACGCCCGAACGGGGACUGAGAAUAAACCAAUUACACACCAUGUUUUGGAGACUUUUCUUCGUGACAACCUUACUAGCCCUCCUCGGAUCGUUGACAAGCCACGGAUUUGCACAGGAUGAAGACUGUGGUUCAUUGGGUUGUGAUUCAUGUGGGAAUGUGACUCACUGCCAGUGGAUGAACUGCUCAGAUGGUGAACCUAAGUGUCAUAACGUCAGUGCUAUGAACCAAACAAUCAACUGCGUCAUUGUGAACUGCACAGAACCAUCACCGAACACGACAGUGAGCCCUACCCCCACAAACGUUUCCACAAUAGUCCCUACCACAGCAGAUUCCCCGACUCAAAACGCCACAGUCACAAGCACCACGACCAUGUCACCUACUACUUCUCCAUCUAAAUCAUCCACAUUUGAUGCCGCCAGUUUCAUCGGGGGAAUUGUGUUAGUCCUUGGGCUUCAAGCGGUCAUCUUUUUCCUUUACAAGUUCUGCAAAUCCAAGGAUCGCAACUACCACACCCUGUAACCCGCUACCACCUGGAGGCACCACAAAACCCACACUCCAACCCAAAACUGAGAGGGCACAUUCUACUCACAGAGCCAUUGAUAUUUCCUAAACACUCCCCAUGUUCGGCCUCAUAUUUGUUCUAAUUUGAAUUCCUGUGAUUUGAGCUUUAUUUUUCGUUAAUGUUAGAGCUCUCACAAUCACUCAAGGUUGUUAACACAAAUACACCCCACACACAAAGUAAUGCCUCAAGCCUUUUUGGGCAGUGGCAUUAUGGGCUAUGUGAAAUGUGUCCUGCUUUCGUGUACAACCACAGAUUUCAAAGUUAUGUCCAUAAAUGUUUUUCAUGGUGUUUCCCCUAAAAGUCAUUGGAGGGUGGCACCUUCUUAUGAUACUUGCUACAAUACUUCCCAAUUUCAGUGUUAAUUUCAGGUAUCUUCACUAGAACAGUGUUUUUUAUACAGUCACCAUGAAUGAUGGUUCUCAAUAUUCCAUCAACAUAAUCACCAUGUUCACAAAUAAUGUUUAUAGUUCAGUACUGAAUGAACAAAGUUUUCCCCCUUCAUUUUUAAAUCUGUUCUGCAUUUUCAUCAAAUAGUCCUUUGGAGUGUAUCCAUCUGUGUGUGGUGUUUGAUUUCAAGCCCUUUUUUGGCUAUUCCUUUCUUUUACAUCAACUAAGAGAACCAAAAUGUUUGCAAUAAAUUACAUUCCCCACCUUAGUUAGAGUUGGGAGUUAGAGAACCAGUAGACAUCAGUUCUCAAAAUGAGUUAAAGCCGGAAUCUCGCUCCUUUUUUCUUCCCCAAAUGUGACAGUGGAGUGCUGGGUAAUAUCAGAGAUGCAUUAUAUACACUUAGUUAGCAUCCUAUCAUUGUAGGGGACUUACCAGCAUAUCGGCCAUUUAAAAUUGUACUUUUGGAGAGUUGGUGGAUUUGAAACCGUAGGAGUUCAUCCAAUCCAGUUCUAAUAACAGCAGAAAUGAGUCUUCAUUAAAGUGAGUCUAUUCUGGCGGACAUGCGAAUAGAUUGAGGCACUAUGAGAGCGGAGGAUCAAUGAUCCCAUUCAGAAUGAUUGACAGUUGAGUCAAAGUGCCUUUAGGUGGAGGCAGUGGCUUGCUGCCUUUAAAGUGAGCCUUAAAAGUGUGAAUGCGUUCAUGUUGGGCCUCCAUCGAGGCCAGGCUCUGUGUUAGUGUGUCUGCCUGUAUUUCAGUGUGUUUAAAGACGCGCAUGCGUGCUUGUUUCAUUGAAGUAGAUCUAGUGUCUAUCUGCCAGCUGGACUGAUCGCUAUAUUAUACAGAGUAGAUAAUUACAAGUUAAUUCAUUUGUUGGAUUAAUAUGUCAUGUUUCCAAAAUGCUUCUCUCAGUUCUUGAGGUUCAUUUUUUAUUAUCUUUUUUUUGCUAGCGCAGAAAUGUCGGUUAGAUUCUAGCACUCCCAAUCAAAAACAGAUCGAUAUUUAUACAUAAUCUGAACUCUUUGACCAUAAACUGAAUCAAUAAACUGAGGGUUACAUACUUCAGGCUUGUACAUAGAGCCUAAUGUUUUUUUAGGAGCUUUUGUGUUAAUUACCCUUAAGAGAACUGAAAUGUACUCUAGAAAAGUGCAUUCAGGAUAUGUUUUGCUUAUUCUGUCGUUUCUGUCCAUCGCUACAAUCAUCUGCCGAUUUUGAGUCUUAGAGCUGUGACGGACUCAUCGUUUAAUGCUUUGGUUUGAUUUCUUGAAAUAUAAUUAUUGAGUUUGGGUGAAUUUAUUUUGAAUAGAUCUACACUAUGCCUAAUUCCUGCCUUGCUGAGCUAAUUUUAUUUGGUACUAUGUUCAUAAAAUCAUUUGACUGGCUAGUGUUGGCACGUUUCUUGUCAGAGGAAUUUUUUUCCUUCAUUCCUUUGUGAAAUUUUAAAUAUAAUAAUCUUGAUUAGCUUGCUGCUAAUAACUUCCUCUGCGAGUUGUAAAGGUGUUGGCUCGGGAAGUGAUUCAUGUUAUUUGGUUUGCAAAUUUUGUAAUGGCAGAAUCAUUUUGUUUGCUGUGUGCUUUCAUUUUCAUCUGCUUUCUUGAUACACUAGUGUUGAUAAUGUUCCAUUCCCACCUUUGUGUUAAUUGCAUGUUUCUCAGCCUCACUUUCUUUAUUGAACCACUUAAUUGCGUGUCCAUUGUCUUAUCACAGUGCUUAAAUGCCAAAGGUGUCUGUUUUAGCAUGAGUCGAUGAAAAGCUGCUAUGAUGCUUCACAAGCUUCAUCAUGCCCAUAGUGUAGUCAGAAGAAAUCCUGUUGUUUGCCAUUUUGCUUCAGCUUUGCCAAAUUAAAAACACUGUUUACUUAAAAAAAUGUUCAGACUACAGUGUUUCCAUUGUAAUUUAUUAUAAUCGUUAUCAUAAAUGCACAAUUUCACGACCCAUCAUAGUAUUGUCUGUUUAGCAUCAGGCUACAUCCAAAGAUCCCACAUAGUUGCAACUGGAUUUUAGCUGUGCAUGCAAAGGGCUAUAAAAGAUAUUCUACAUUUAAUUCCAAAUUCAGAGCUCAGUCAAGGAUGCUAAUGUUUGAGAAUGUAAACCGCUCCAAAUCCUCUCACACUCAUAGAAUUCAACCUAACUUCGAGUAGUUUGUGGCCUUGAUUUCUUAUGCCAUUAUGUUUGUGUGCAUGCAUCAGAUUUCCACAGAAACAGAUAUAAAAAUGCCAUAUUCUGUCAUUGCUCUGAGCUAGUGUUCAUUCUUUGUUGCACCUUUUGAAUAUAAAGUGCCUUAAUUAAGAUUACAUGAUGAGAAUUACUAUUGUCAUGAAGAGAUGCACUCAAAGGGACUUGGACAUUUUAGAGUCAAGGUUUGAUCCAUUGAAGUUGUGAGCAGAUAAUGAGAGGUACAUGGACUAUAGCAUCUCGCUUGUGCUACCAUUUUGUUAUCUAAAUACUAAUAAAUGAGUUAAGAUUUUAUUUUUAGUUUCUAAUAACUGUAAUUACCUAUGGCCUGUUGUCCAGUAGUGCAUUUUUUUUUUUUGCUUCACAUAAACAUGGACAUGCUGCACAUCCGCUCUUGUCAAUUAGAAGACCCUUAACAUUGCAUCUGUAUCCAGAAAGUCUGUCUUAAUAGUUUUAUGCUCUAUUGUGUUGGUUUUAUUUCUUUGGAACUCUUUUCUUUUGUUCUUGUGUUUCAGAUCUGCAUUCACAAUUAGGUUGAAAAUGUGAUUAAUUAAUUAAAGUUUGAGUAUUGUAAAACA